Molecule: messenger RNA, 8453 nt
Organism: Pungitius pungitius (ninespine stickleback)
Lineage: Eukaryota; Metazoa; Chordata; Actinopteri; Perciformes; Gasterosteidae
Gene: sash1a
Product: SAM and SH3 domain containing 1a
Exons: 20
Coding region: 1308-5867 (1519 amino acids)
Molecular function (GO): protein binding
Source: RefSeq, a predicted model, not a curated record
UCCAGCUCCGUUCCUCCAAAAUACGCUCGCUCCCGUGGGCGUUCCUCCAAAAUACGCUCGCUCCCGUGGGCAGCUACUUCCGUUUUCGCUUUCGUGUUGUGUUGCGCCGUUCGUGUUGCGUUGCGGCAUUUGCGGUUGUGAUGUGGCUUUUGUAUUUUGUGUUUUGGCGUUCGUGUUGUGUUGUGGCGUUUGCGUUUGUGUUGUUGCUUUUGUAUUUGUCUGAACCUUCUCGGCCACCGUAGAGAGAGGUGCGGAGAACAAAAUCCCAUCGUUGGGCAGGAAUGUGACACAACGCCGUUUGACUCGGGGUUUCGUUUCUACUGCGCGGCGGGCUCUGCGUGCGCUGUAGUCUCGCGCAUACAUACUUUGGCCAAGUCCCGGUGACCCAUUGUGUCCCCGACUUGGCGUGACAAGUUGGUAGUGAGAGAGAGAGAGAGAGAGCGGGGAGGUGUGUGUGUGUGUGGGGGGGGACGGGACUAUUUUUAAAUGGGCACGGUGAGAUGUAUGGGGGGCGUGGACGGCAGAUGAGCAGCAGUGAGCACGUUGGCUCUUGGCUGCGCGGCUCCAGUGUGCUGAUGUGCCGGCUGGAAGAACCGGAAUACGCGUAAAACCGAGCGGCUGGACGCGGAAACCUCGCGGUCGCCUCCAGUCGUCCGCAGGCGACUUUCUGUCUUUUUAAAGCCCGUUUUUUAAUUAUUUUUUUUGCACCCUUUUGGAUUAAUCUGUCGAAGCGCUCGCGUUUGGCGAUACAGGGGACUUUAAGGAAGCAGGAUAAGCUGUGGGAAAACCAUUUUUCUUUUUCUUUUAAGACUCCGCAGCUGCCGUGCGUAACGAACGAAAUGCCAUUGGGUAGCUAUUUGAAUCACACUAGUUUGAGACGACUGCUUUCUUAAAUGUUUUAAGAAAGCCAACGCAUUUGGCUUGACUGCGCAUGGUAAGUCACAGAAACGCCAUUUAGGAUGUGAAAGCUAUUUCCAAGUAAAACUAGACGGAUUCAUUUGGAGACAUUGACAGGUGUUCCAGACAACAACGGACUGUCAGGCUGAACCUGUUUUUAAAUCAUACGUUCUUACGGCUCUGUCUUGCAACAUCGCAGACUCAAAAGGAUUGGAAGAAUUGGUGCAAAAAUUGGUUCGUAUAACCCCAAACAUGUUUAAUGCCGACAUCUUUACUUUCCCAAUACGCAAAGAGAGCGCACGUGGUCAUUGACAACCGCAUAAUGCGUUUGAAACGCCGACUGGCAGAGUAAGCAUCACUCAAGUGUCCUUUUCUCACCCCGAGUUGGAGCCAAUCUGGCGACAGCCAAAAUGACGAGCAGCGGACCUGUCAUCGUUUUCGAGUGGCUGAAGACCCUCCAGCUCGCCCAGUACGUUGAGGCCUUUGUGGAUAACGGGUACGACGACCUGGAGGUCUGCAAACAGAUCGGAGACCCCGACCUGGAUGCCAUCGGGGUCUGCAUCCCUCACCACCGGCAACGGAUCCACGACGCGGUGCGCCGGCUAAAAGACGAAGCCAACGAGACGGCCAGUGGACUCUAUUUCACCCUGGAGCCGAUGCCACCCGCCGCUGAGGUUUAUACCUGUCACGUGGUUGACCACUACGAGUCCAAACUGCGGGGAUCCAAGUCCUGGACCGAGCCUACGAGUGAACGGACCGGGCGCCACGGUGGCUACAUGGGCGCGCAGAGGAACCGGACGCUGGGCAACAGGAGGGAGCUGGUGAUUUACCCCAAGCUGAAGCUGAAGAUCAUGAUCAGGGAUAAGCUCAUCAGAGACGGGAUCAACCUCGCCAAGCCGCCCUACUCCAAUAAGGACGGUUCUCUGGGCAACAUAGAUGACCUUGCCCAGGAGUACUCUGAGUACUACAACACCUGCUUCAGUGACGUCAAUGACCGCAUGGAGGAGCUACGCAAAAGACGAGUCUCCCAAGAGGAUGACAUGGAGAAACUAGAUCCGAGCAGCACGUCCCUGCAGCUCCGCUCUGAGAUCCAGGAAUCACUAGGCCUCAGCAGCGAGGUGUCCACUCCCGAAAUGGACAGAAAACUGUCUCUGCACAAAUCAAGCUCGGAAGAAGGAUCUGGAGGUAAAUGGGACAAUAAGAAGAAGAACAAGUCGUUUUGGCAGAACUUCCGCAAGUCUCCGCACAAACCCGUCAUGAGGCAGACGUCCAAAGGUGAAGACAUUGGCUACGUGGCUAGUGAGAUCACCAUGAGCGAUGAGGAGCGAAUCCAACUGAUGAUGAUGGUGAAAGAGAAGAUGAUCACCGUUGAAGAAGCUCUCGACCGGCUGAAGGAUUAUGAGCGCAGCAGACAGUCCAGCAGUACUGACACUGCAGAGUGGACUGACGGAUCCAAUCUAGACCAGUCCUCAAACUGCCACCAGUCUCAUGAACAGUCCGACGACGAGCAAUCGGAGGACUCUGUGAAGUUCAAACGGCUUCACAAGUUGGUCAACUCGACGCGCCGAGUCAGGAAGAAACUCAUCAAGGUGGAGGAGGGCAAGAAGCAUACCUCUGAAGGUUUUUUGAAUCUGGGGGCACCGCCCACCUGCGAGGACAACACCGCUCUGUAUGCGGGGGUCGUAAAGAGGCCUCCCCUGUCACAGGACAACUCCCUGGCCCAGGAUCAACUCUCUCUGGACGGGGACACCGACAGUCUGACCACCUCCCCAUCCUCCAACAGCCUGGACACCUGGUCUGGACACAGGCUGGUCAAAACCGUCAACAGAUCCUCCAGCACCCACGGCCUCAUCCGGCCCCCCAGGAGAGCCCCCGUCAGCCCCGGGGCCCUGGGAGGCUCCGGCGGUGGCGCGGGAGGCAGCGGCUCCUCCUUCUCCGAGCUGGACGGCUGCGGACCGGACGACGAGGGGAAGCUGCUGUCGCGCUCCACCACCGACGGCGAGAUGCGCCGGGCCCUGAGCACCGUCUCCCACGGGGUAAGUAACAGCGAGGCCCUCUAUGCCUACUACGGCCUCACCAAACCCCGCCCCAAAUCCCGCCUCCUGAUCCCCCUGGACGACGGCCCCAGGCCCCAGCACGCCGGCCGCCACCGCGGCGGCUGGGCGCAGCGGAAGCCCGACCCCAACUACGCCUACUCCACCAAGCACCUGCUGCACAGGCGCUCGCGCGGCGGCCCCAAGGCGCCGGCCUCCCCGCUGUCCGUCGGCCCCGCCUCCCCGGCCCGCUGCGACGUAGCCAAGUCGAAGGGCUUCGGGGGCGGCGCGGGGGGCUGGGCGUUCCCCCCCCGCCGGCCGCGAGGGCGGACGGCCGUCAGCGAGCUGAACAUCACCUAUGUGGUGGAGCGGAGCCUGUACGGCCACCUCAACUGGGCGCAGCUGGUGCGCCCGGUCACCCUCAGCCGCGCCGAGCGCCGCUGUCUCCUGGAGGAGGACCGCGAGGCGGACAGGAAGUGGGCGGCCAGUGUGGACCGCUGCACCAAGCGGGUGCUCUUGCGCUUCCAGCAGAAGUCUAGAACGUACAGCUUUGGGGGCUUUGACCUGACCAAAGCUGCAAGCUGCGUCGUAGUAAACGCAAGCUCGGAGCCGAAUAGUAAAGAGCAGGAGGCCAUAUACAGAGAAGUGGUGAAGUCCCCCACCACCUCCCGGAUCUCUCUGGGCAAGAAGGUCAAGUCGGUCAAGGAGACGAUGAGGAAACGCAUGUCAAAGAAAUACAGCAGCUCCUUAUCUGAGCAGUCCAGUCCGGACGGGGCCCCCGGCUCUCCUCAGUCCCCUCAGCCCGACACCGACUCGCUGGAGAAGCCCAAGCUGAAGGCCGGAGGCUCGGUGGAAAGUCUGCGUAGUUCUCUCAGCGGACAGAGUUCAAUGAGCGGUCAGACAGUGAGCACCACCGACUCCUCAGCCAGUAACCGAGAAAGCGUCAAGUCGGAGGAUGGCGACGACGAAGAGCCGCCUUAUGGGGGGCCGUUCUGUGGCCGCGCCCGAGUCCAUACAGACUUCACCCCAAGCCCCUACGACUCCGACUCCCUCAAACUGAAGUGCGGCGACGUGAUUGACAUCAUCAGUAAGCCUCCCAUGGGGACGUGGAUGGGCCUGCUGAACAACAAAGUGGGCACCUUCAAGUUCAUCUACGUGGACGUGCUGAACGAGGAAGAAGAGAAGCCCAAGAGGCCGGUGAGGAGGAGGAGGAAGGGCCGACCACCCAAACCUUCAUCGGUGGAGGAUUUGCUGGAGCGCAUCAACCUCAAGGAGCACCUGCCCACCUUCCUGUUCAACGGCUACGAGGACCUGGACACGUUCAAGUUGCUGGAAGAGGAGGACCUGGACGAGUUGAACAUCAAAGACCCUCAGCACAGAGCCGUGCUGCUCACGGCCGUAGAGCUGCUUCAGGAGUACGACAGCAGCAGUGACCCGGAGCGCGGCGCCCUGUCGGGCUCCCAGGAGAAGCUGCUGACGGAAGGGUGGGGCCUGGUGGGAGACUCCCCCCGAGACUCCGGCUGCUACGAGAGCAACGAGAACCUGGAGAACGGUAAGAGCCGAAAGGCGUCGCGAUCCAGUCGUUCCUCGGCGGGCCUUCAGUCUCCCGACUACCCCACGCUGCCCAUGACCCUUUCAACAGAGGCUCUGCAGCAGAACAGCAAGAACCGCCGCGCUAAGUUCCCCAAGAGCUUCUUCAUCAAACCCUCCCUGAAGGGCUUCAGCCUGCUCGGCCUACGCAGAGCCCAGAGACGGUCCCCCAUCCCGGCCAGUCGCAGCUGCGAGGACCUGGACGGGCCCCCGCAGCCUGCGGGACCCCGGAAACGCUCCCACUCGCUGGGCGACCUGCACUGGGACCGGAGCUGUGAGCUGAAGGAUCUCAAACUGGGCCCCGAGGACGCGCCGAAGUCCAGCAGCGGCGGUCCAGCGGAGGCGCGUGGAGACGAUGGCUCCCCGCCUCAGAGUGAGACCCCGACGGUCAGCCCGAAGGGGAGGGCCACCAGGCCCCCCGUUCCCUCCAAGCUGUCCGUCCGCCCCGCUUGUCCUGCCGCCCGGUCCGCCAGCCCCCCCGAGCUCCUCGCCAGCCCGCCCGCUCCCAACGCCGGCGGGGAGAGGGUCAUCCGGACUCACUGCAAGAAGCCCCCGGUGCCCCCUCCCGUUCCGGCCAAGAAGUCCAGGGAAAGGCCGGCCAACGGCGCGCGCCACCCGCCUCUCUCCCUGCCUGCCUCGCCGUCGCCGACCGCCUCCCCCACCCGCUCCCUCGCCCGCUCCCACCCCAGCAGCCCCGUGGUCCGCAGCCCCGGCCACGGUGCCCCGGCUCUGCCCGCCAAGGCCCCGAGCACCCCCAGCAGCCCGCGUGCCGCCCCGCCCGCCGCCGGCGAGCAGCCGGGCGCCCCGGCGGCCGCGCUGCCCCCGUGGUUCUCGGAUCGCGGGGGGGGCAAGGUGGCCGCCGCGAGGAAGGCCUCCCACGACCUGCUGACCCUUCUGGAACAGCGGCUGCAGGCCGAGGGCAUCGACCUGACGGAGGAGCCCUACUCUGACAAGCAUGGCCGAUGCGGCGUCCCCCAGCCGCUCGUGCAGCGUUACUCCGACGACUUGGAGCAGCCGGCGAAGGACGUGGCGUCCACCGUGGACCAGAUCCGAGUCAAAGAGCUGCGCAAGCAACACCGCAUGGCUAUUCCGUCCGGCGGUCUGACGGAGAUGUGCCGGAGGCCCCCGCCCUCGGGGAACGUCAGCACGGUCCCCGAGUGGCUCACCUCCAUCGGCCUGCCCAUGUACGCCGCGGCCCUGGCGGCGGCGGGGGUCGACACGCUGAGCCGCGCGGCCUCGCUGACGGAGAGCGCGGCGCGGGAGGCCGGCGUGCGGGACGAGCGCCACGUCCGCCGGCUGGUCGGCGAGGCGCGGCUGGUCCAGGCGCGCGGGGCGGCGCGCUGCUAGCCGCGCCGGCAGAGUCGGUUUUUUUAAUUAUUAAAAACAACAGGUAUCUCACGCACUGGUCGGCACCAUCCCGUUCGUACGUGGUCAGUAGGGUGCCCCCCCCCCCCACACACACACACACACACACACAGGGAUGGACGGUCGCUCGGGCGACCACAGCACUACGGCCCUUCCUGUCUGGCACGCGUCCGAACGCUCGGAGGGAGACGCCCCCCCCCCCCGCGUCUCUCGUCCGCUCUUCUUCUAUCACUCUGACUUCUCUCCAAAUGUUUACGACGUCGCAGAGUUUUUCCCCUAACAGCCGAAAUGAGAAAUCGGAUGCCUUUUUAAAAACAACAACAACAACAACAACAAAAAACCAAGACUGUAGACUCACUCCCCGAAGUCUUAGAAUGAAGACUCGGAUCUGCCUUGAAGGACUAUAGCACACUCUUUUUGUAGGAUGGAUGCUUUUUAAACACAGAGAGGACGGUUUACUGCAUAUUUCAUAAGUGCUUCAUCACCAUCUCGCGUGGCAACGCAACGUUAUCCGUCUUUUGAAGAAGUAGCUUGGCCAAAGUGAUUUGGUCCUGGUUAAGUGUUCUCAUUCCCACUAAAUGGGCUCAUAACGGCGAUGACAGAAUUCACUUAAUAUCUGGACUUUUAAUCAACUUGAUACACACACCAGACUAUGAACAAUUGGUUUUGAGAUGGCUUAUUUUGUGUGAUGUUUCUGUAUUAUAGCGUUGUGCAUAUUGUCAUUUUGAAAUGAUUUAUGUGUCCGAGUUUGUUUGCUUCUGAAUGUCGCUGCCUUAUUCGGAGGCCCUCUCAGCCGUUUCUGAGCUAAAACCGCUGACGUCACACACGUGUACUUCAUAUUAUACCGUAUGUCCUAUUUCACUGCAUAUCUUAGACGCUCACCCUGUGCUGAUUUGCACACAAGUCCUGCAGGAAAUUCUGUUUGACUCGAGUAAUAACAAUCCGCUUUCACAGAAACAAUACAUUCCCAGUGUACCCAAGCACACUUUUAGUUGCCUUACCAUUACGAAAGAAUCGCUUAUUGUGAUGAAAACGCAAGUAUAUCGUGGGAUGAAUAAGUGCUGAAGGUGCAAACCUCUUUGUUGUGUCCAGGAGGUAAUUGAGAUUUUAAAUAUUUACACCCUCAGCCGGUUCAUUUCACGUGGAUACGGACCACGGAACUGGUCUGUGGUGUCUGUACUUGUGAAGCUCGGAUGAUAAAACGCCCAAAACCAGCCACCGGCGCUAGUGACGUGCUCCUGUGUCUAACGUCCCGGUUCAACACAUCCCGAGUACACUUUCCAUGCAGAGGGUUGUGGGACAAAAAAAGAAAGAAAAUGUUCCAAAGACUGCAGACAUCUGGCCUGUCAAAUCUGGAUUGUACAUGUUGGUUUGAGGAAUUACUUUUACAGCUGAAUAAUGAGCUGAGUUUGACUUUUUUUUUUAAAAUACAUUAUACUGUAGUUUAUUUAAUCGUUUUUAGAUCUGGAAUUCUUAAUUGGACUUUUCUCCAACACCACACUGAGGACAGAUGAUGAGAAAGGUGUAUCAGGUGAAAAGCUGCCCUUCAGGGUUGGCACAAAAAAAAAUGACACUAAACAGUGAAUCAGGGAAACGAUGCGUCGGGUCGGACUGAAACCAUCGGGCUGAAAAGGGAUCUGCAAACAGCCAGGAACUCAUCGCGCUCUCAGUCGUGCACUGAAACGGAGCCAAUAUUUGUAUUUUUUUCCCCUCUUAUUUCUAACAUUCAAGUUUUUAUAUUUCAUAGUCUGAACUGAGCUCAAAGACUUACUCCACUGUGCUCCCAUUUAAACAUUUGAACCCCCCCCCCCCCCCCUCCCAAGUGUUAUUACUAAAAUCAGAGGGCGUUUUCUUUUUUUUUAUUUGCAGUGGGCACUUGAUAGUUAGACGUUUGAUGCCUUUUCUCCCUUCAAUCAAAAGUGGUGCUCAGAAAAAAAGCGAUCAUGAUGAAAUGAGGAAAAGACCCAAGGAGAGGUUUUGUAACGAGUAGAAAUACUGACACUGUAAAUGCACUUUAGAGGGUAAAUCUAGCUGUUUUAUGGGCGGAGUUGGCUACAUUUUGUUCACAGGUCCACAACUGGACAUUUGUUGUCAGGUAUUGUAAAAGAGUUUCAGUGGCUUCUUGCUGGUAUUUUACUAUAGUAUUGAGUUCCCAAUGCCAAGUUUGAUAACCAUUCACGGUUUCAACUGUUCCAGUUACUCACUUCCAGUUUGUUUUUGCAGUCUUAAAAUUAAGUAUUAAUUACAUAUAUUCAAUGCUUAGCAAAGGUUGCACAUUCUGUAUAUGUAAUUGAUAUUUAAAUAAAUUAUUUUUGCUUUUUUUUCAUAUCAAUUGUAAUUAGCUGUACUAUAUGAAUAGCAAUACCUUCCUGCAUAAUGCACAUUGCUUUAGCCAGUGAGGAACUACAGUAAGUAUUGUAAAAUAUGUGUACAAAUUAUUUUAUUUGGUUUUCAUCCACCUAAUGAUUGUCCAUACAGAUUUGCUUGUGUAUUGAAACAACAAAAGUAAUGUCCAUAACUAUUUGUCAUUCUGAAAUAUAAUAAAAACUGUUUCUUGCCAAACACUGA